Molecule: messenger RNA, 648 nt
Organism: Phodopus roborovskii (desert hamster)
Lineage: Eukaryota; Metazoa; Chordata; Mammalia; Rodentia; Cricetidae
Product: 60S ribosomal protein L27a-like
Exons: 3
Coding region: 1-633 (210 amino acids)
Biological process (GO): translation
Cellular component (GO): cytosolic large ribosomal subunit; ribosome
Molecular function (GO): structural constituent of ribosome
Source: RefSeq, a predicted model, not a curated record
AUGAAGGCCUUUAAGGCAGCAGCAGAUGGCCAAUUGGCCUAUGGGUUCAUGCAGAUGCAGUGGAUGUCAGAUCUCCUGGAACUGGAGUUACCAGCAUUUGUGAUCUACCUGAUACCUGAUAUGAGUACUGAGAAACAAAACUCCCGGUCAUCUGAAAGAACAUAUGCUUUCCUUUCUGCCGCCGCCUUGCCAUCCAGACUAAGGAAGACCCGGAAACUCUGGGGCCACGUGAGCCAUGGCCAUGGUCGCAUUGGUAAACACUGCAAGCACCCAGGAGGCCGCAGGAAUGCUGGAGGCAUGCAUCACCACAGGAUCAACUUCGACAAAUACCAUCCAGGUUACUUUGGGAAAGUUGGUAUGAGGCAUUACCACUUAAAGAGGAACCAGAGCUUCUGCCCAACAGUCAACCUGGAUAAGUUGUGGACACUGGUCAGUGAGCAGACUAGGGUCAAUGCUGCCAAGAACAAGACUGGAGCUGCUCCCAUCAUUGAUGUUGUGCGAUCGGGCUACUACAAAGUUCUGGGGAAGGGGAAGCUCCCUAAGCAACCUGUCAUUGUGAAAGCCAAAUUUUUCAGCAGAAGAGCUGAAGAGAGGAUAAAGGGUGUUGGAGGUGCUUGUGUCCUGGUGGCUUGAACCACACAGGGAGGU